AUGGCAUGCUUCCACGUGACCGUGCUGUGCCUGCUGCUGGCUGUGCAGCUGCACCUGGUGGCGUCACGGGCGCUGCGAAUGAGGUCGCGGAUUCACGACCGCAUCAUCGGCGGCUCCGAAGCCAGCAUCGAGGACUUCCCGUGGACGUUGGCUCUGCUGUACACCGAUUCCCACCAGUGCGGAGCCUCCAUAAUCGGCAACCAGUGGGCCCUGACUGCUGCGCAUUGCAUCGGCCAGAGAAGCUCGCUAUACACUUUGCGCGCUGGGUCCUCCAAUCGCGACAGCGGCGGCACCUUGAUGGACGUGGUCGAGAUUUACGAACACGAGCUGCACGACAGCAAUUCUGGUGACUACGACAUAGCUCUCAUGCAGACUGCCGGUUCGUUCCCACUUGGCAUCAACGUAUCAAUCGUGAACCUUCCAGAGGCUGGAUACGACCCGGCAGUCGGCCUGGCGCUCACAGUGAGGGGCUGGGGAUGCACGGAGACCGACUACCCCCUCAUCCUGCACAAAGUGGACAUCAGAGUCAGCGGCCGCUCCGAGUGA
This is a messenger RNA of Schistocerca nitens (vagrant locust), 546 nucleotides long. Its product is annotated as trypsin-2-like. The record is from RefSeq and is a predicted model, not a curated record. The transcript is spliced from 2 exons. The coding region runs from base 1 to 546 and encodes 181 amino acids. Gene Ontology annotation, biological process: proteolysis. NCBI's taxonomy places the organism in Eukaryota, Metazoa, Arthropoda, Insecta, Orthoptera, Acrididae. Gene Ontology annotation, molecular function: serine-type endopeptidase activity.